Molecule: messenger RNA, 1091 nt
Organism: Suillus clintonianus
Lineage: Eukaryota; Fungi; Basidiomycota; Agaricomycetes; Boletales; Suillaceae
Exons: 4
Coding region: 250-732 (160 amino acids)
Source: RefSeq, a predicted model, not a curated record
GAGAAAGGGUGAGAAACAAACGCUUCCAUGACUCGGACUUGCCAACUGAAAUCCUAUCCCACAUUUUUAACGACUGUCUCUCCAAAUUCAGUGACUUGUCGCCCCCAUAAAACUGGACGUUCGAGCAACUUGAAGCACACAUUGAAUCACACCUGCCUGAUGCUACAUCAUCUGACAACGAACUUUCACUAGACGACAAAACACUUCCGGUGAGGCUGACGACUGAGCAGGUUGACUCUGUAUCAGAGCAUGAUCUGCGGCAUUAGCACAGCCGCACGUUUUCUGACAAUCGUGGUGCAGAACCACAACAACACCAGAGCAACAGAUGGCCACACCCGCUGCAAAACCAAGUCUACUCAGAUGAUCAGAAUCACGAUGAUGCCGUCGCUGCUUAUAUAUCGCAUUACUUCCAGGCUCCUCGUCCAGUCGCACCUAUACCGCGAAACUGCUGUUCCGUCGCCAUUGAUAUCUGGCAUGCAAAGCAUGCAAGCCAGCCCAGCACCUCCAGUAGGCUCGCCCUAUCCCUACCCAUUCUCGCACGUUCGGCGCAACAACACCUACUCUGGCUAUCCCAUCCACACCGUGCCUUCGUCCAACUACGACCCCAAUCAUCCCUCAGUGAUCGAAGAGCAACUCGCUCUCCAGAUGCAGAUGUACGCCCUGAACAACCACGCAACAUUAUCCGACUCCACAUUCUCACCAUCGUCGACGCCUUUCCCCGACCCUGGAUAAGAAACGCGCGUAAAUGCGUAGCAAUGGUAAUAUCGACCUCUUCGUUCAGGGGACGAUCUACAGCUCUGCAACUAGUGGACUGGAUAGCAUAUGCCCUUGGAUUAAAGGCAGAAACUCCCGCCACAAAUGAAAGGGAAAACGGGAGAGCGAGGCAGGUAGAGCAAUGGGUUGGACGUAGUUCUGAUAAGACUUCAUGGUGUCAACUAAGUCGAGCUCGUACUAUUGUACAUGUAUUGGAGGAGUUACGAUGCCAUGAGAUUACAUUCACACUAGAAGAGUCGCUGUGGAUGAAAAAGCCGCUAUUGGCAUGUGCUCAUACAGUGCCUAAUUCAGUGAUCGUAUAAAUUUGUGUUUGAUCG